UGGCAAAGCAGGGGACCCUCUGUAUCCCCUCCAAGCUGUGCCUGUGCAGCUGGUGGGAAUGGGAGGGACAUGGUCGGCUGGCACAGGUCCCUCCUGCGCAGCGCUCCUGUCAUGUGCUUCUGAACCCUCUGGUCUCAUUUCCAAAAAAGCAUUUCCUCCUGCUGUGGUCACAUAUAAAAGCCUGCCUGGGGAGGGCUGGUGCUCAUUCAUCGCACGUCGUGCAGCGGCAAUGGGGCGUGGGGGCACCCUGCCCUCACACUGAGCCUCCCGGCACCGGGGAACCUGCGCUCUGCUGUGCCCACCGCUGCCACCCGGCAUGACCCAGCUGCGCCAGCUGCAAGGAUGAAGUGCCCCUGCCCAGGGGCGGCCUCGGUGCUCCUGGCAGUGCUGUGGCUGCUGGCCAGUGGAACGCAGCCCCCAGGCUGCCAGGAGUGUGCCAUGCUACGCAGCCAGCAGGGCCCCGUGCUCCCACCCGCCCGCCCUAAGAGGUCCACUGUAAAGCCCUCCUGCCUCCCUGGGAUGAGCUGGAUCCAUUCAGCUGGUCGGUGCUGUACCCAGUGUCCCCCAGGGAUGUUUCUGCAGACCCCCUGCACGAGCCAUGGAAAUGACAACAUCUGCGCAGCCUGUUCCGCCGGCACCUUUCUCUCCCAUCCCAACACCCUCCGCAAGUGCAACGCUUGCUACACGUGUGACAAUCAAUCUUUCCAGACCGUGGUGAGCAACUGCUCAGCCACCAGCAACGUUGCCUGUGGCUGUGAGUCUGGCUACUUUCAAGAGUGCCAUAACAAAGAUGAAUCCUGCAGUGAAUUCUCCUGCAAGAAGUGCAAGACCUGCCCCGGGAGGCUGCUUCUGCAGCCCUGCUCAGAUAGGCAAGACGCGCAGUGCGGGAGCUGCAAGCCCGACUUCUACGCCGAGGGCAGUGAGUGCCGCCCAUGCCACAUGAGCAGCCCGGAGACGUGUGGCGAGGAGUGCCAGCAGGUGUGCGGCCACCAUGCCCGAGGCUCGGGGCUGGAGUACAUCCUGCUGGGCCUGACCGGGCCCCUCUUCCUGGGCGCCCUUGCCAUCUACCACAAGCGGAAGCGGCUCCAGAUGGAGACCCCGGCAGUCAGCCCUCUCCCCACGGUCCCACCCUGGGACUGCCCCAGCCCCACGGCCUGUAUGCACCCCAGCACCCAGAGGGCUACAACACCAGCAGUGGUGCAGUGCCAGGAGUGGGAGCCCAGCACCAGCACGGUGAGGAGGGGCUCUGAAUCCUUGGCCUUGCUGCACCAACAACCCAGCAGAGCAGCACUGCCCAAUGGCACCAUGGAGCCCUUGGUGCCCCAGGAGCCCAGCACAGCGCACAGCCCGGCCCCGUUGUCCAACAGCCCCCAGCGCUGCGCCCUGCUGCAGGGCAGCCAGCUCUACGCCGUCAUCAAUGCGGUGCCGGUGCGGCGCUGGAAGGAGUUCAUGCGAGUGCUGGAGCUGCGGGACACGGAGAUUGAGCUGGUGGAGAUGGAGGUGGCCCUGUUCCGUGACCAGCAGUACGAGAUGCUGAAGCGCUGGUGCCAGCAGACCAGUGCCACGCUCGACCGCAUCUUCGCCGCCCUGGAGCACAUGGACCUGUCGGGCUGUGCUGAGACGCUGCGCCAGAGCCUGGCACUGGGACCCUGAUUUCAUGUCCGCAACGCAGGGACACGGCCACACCGGCUGCCCCAGGGCCCCCCCAGCUGUGCUGUGCCCCCAUCGGCAAAGGGAGCGGAUCUGGCGCCACAGGGUGCCCUACCCCUAAGUAUUGUUACUUACGCUGUGUAGACAUUUUAUGUCAGUUAUCUGGACUGCUGGCUCAGGCUGCAGGAGCAGGGCAGAGCUCCCCUUCUGGGUCGCUCACCCACCCCUAUUUAUGUUCUCCUGCUCCUGGGACCCCGUGCUGCUCGCAGGACGAGCAGGCACCGAGCCCGCUGCCAACCCAUGGGAUAGUUCUCGAGGCCGCCCAGCUGGUGCACAUGGGCAGGCCUGCCCCCGCCCCAAUAAAGUGGUGUGUUCUCCACCCCUA
Messenger RNA from Numida meleagris (helmeted guineafowl), 2035 nucleotides. RefSeq names its product TNF receptor superfamily member 25 (gene TNFRSF25). Gene Ontology annotation, molecular function: protein binding. NCBI's taxonomy places the organism in Eukaryota, Metazoa, Chordata, Aves, Galliformes, Numididae. The transcript has 8 exons. Gene Ontology annotation, biological process: signal transduction. Gene Ontology annotation, cellular component: plasma membrane. The record is from RefSeq and is a predicted model, not a curated record. Bases 343 to 1653 code for a protein of 436 amino acids.